GUUGCUUUCAUAGAUUCAAUAUAGAGUUACGCUAUAUAAAAUACUUUUUUUUUUUUUCUUUUUUUAUAUACAUUUUCAAUUAAUUUCAGUCAUUAGAUUUAAUCAUGUACAGACCUCCACCUCCAGGAAGCUUUUCUCCUUCACCUUAUGGUGGACCUCCUCCUUUAGGCAUUAGACCACCAGUAGCAUCAACAUGGCAGAGACCUCCGCCACCACUUCCUCCUAACACAUCUGUUUGGAAAGAGCAUACAACACCAGAAGGUCGAAAAUAUUGGUACAAUAAUAUAACAAGACAAAGCACAUGGGAAAAACCUGACGAAUUACUUACACCAGAAGAAAAAGUUUGGAAAGAAUCAGCCUGGAAAGAAUAUACAACACCUGAGGGUAAAAAAUAUUAUAGUAAUUCAAAGACAAAACAAACUGUUUGGGAAUUACCUGCCGAUCUAAAAGAAAAACUUGAAAAGGCUAAAACUGCAAUAAAUGAAAAAGCAUCUAUUAAACCAGUAAUGCCUAUAUUACCUUCAACUUCUAUUCGACCUCCCAUUUCAGCAUCCUUUGUCUCAGAAACUAUUCCCGAAUUUGCUACAAAGCAAGAAGCAGAGGCUGCCUUUUUCCAAUUAUUAAAAGAAACCGGUGUUAAAUCUGAUUGGAGUUGGGAACAAGCAAUGCGAGCGAUCAUUACAAAACCUCUCUAUAGGGCUCUUAAAACAGCAGCAGAGCGUAAAGCAGCCUUCCAAAGUUGGGCAGAGGCGGAAGCCAAACGUGAACGCGAAGCACGUGAAGCAGAAGAAGCACGACUUCGCAAAGAGUUUGAACUUGUCUUACAAGAACAUGAUAUUAAACCUUAUACACGCUAUCGUACAUUUAUUAAAUUAUGCGGCGAUCAACCUGCAGUUAAGGCCUUGUCAGAUCGACAACGUGAAAUUUACUUUGAUGAUUAUAUACAACAAUUACAAAGGGCUGAAAAGGAUAGGUUACGUGAUUUAAGGAAAGAAAAUAUGGAGAAAUUUGCGAGUUUAUUAAAAUCAAUUCCAGAAAUUACAUACAAGACAUCAUGGAAGGAGGUACAAGAGUUGUAUGAGGAUCGUAAAGGUGAUUUACAAUUUGAGGGUAUGGAUAUGUUGGAUUUCUUUUCUGUUUUCGAGGAAUAUCAUAGAACAUUAUGGGAAGAGCCCCUAAGAGAAUUAGAAAUAAAAGUUCAGGCAAGAAAGAGGAAAGAACGAAAGGCAAGAGAAGGAUUCAGGGAAUUAUUACAUGAAUUAGUCUCAAAUCGUAAAAUCAAUGUACGCACUAUGUGGAAAGAGAUUCAUCCUCUAAUCAAGGAUGAUCCACGCUAUAUUACAGCUGUUGGAUUACCUGAUUCGACACCUCUAGAUAUGUUUUGGGAUAUCAUUGAUGAUUUAGAUGAACAAUUCUAUCAUCAAAAAAAGAUGGUUUAUCAUGCUUUAGAAAAGGCCCAACAAGAAAUCACUUUGGAGACAUCCUAUGAAGAUUAUUUAAAGGCAGUGGCUGAUGUUAAGGUCGAGCCAGAAGAAAAUAUAAAACUUAUCUUUGACUAUCUACAGUCAAAAGCAGCUCAACGUAUUAAAGAUGAGAAAAGAAGACAAGCUAAACGACUUCGUAAAAAGAUGGAUAACUUUAGACAUGCUUUAAAACAUGCCGUUAAACAACCUUCUAUUCAAAUUGAAGAUACAUGGGAAAUCAUAAAACCUCGUGUAGAAAAGUUGGACGAAUAUAAAGAGCUUGAUGAUGAUAACUUGAGAAAAGAAGUAUUCGAGAAAUUUAUAAAGCGACUCAAGGUAAAUAGCCAAAAAAAGAAAAAGAAACACACGCGCACACAUAUAAAGGUAAGGCUGUUAUAACUCUUCUUCCUUUAUAAUAGGAAAAGAAAGAGCGUGAAGAAGGAGAAGAGGAUGAGGAAGAAGAGGAAGGAAUAAUUAAAGAAGAAGAAGAGGAUGAAAUAGAAGAUAGUAGUUAUCAUCAUAGUCGAAGCCGUAAUAGAAAAGAAUAUGAGUUAAUGGAGGAAUACAAUAGAAACAAAAAGAGAAGAAAGAGGCAUGGAUAUUCAAGUGCUGAAGAAGGUGAAGCACUUGAUGAUUAUCAAAAUGAUCCUCGAAGAUUAAAAUAAGAUCCUUACAUUCUAAAUAUUUUUAUAAUAAAAUAAAUGAAUGAAAGUGCAUUAAUUUUAA
Messenger RNA from Cokeromyces recurvatus, 2189 nucleotides. RefSeq lists its product as uncharacterized. Gene Ontology annotation, cellular component: U1 snRNP; U2-type prespliceosome. Gene Ontology annotation, biological process: mRNA cis splicing, via spliceosome. NCBI's taxonomy places the organism in Eukaryota, Fungi, Mucoromycota, Mucoromycetes, Mucorales, Mucoraceae. The transcript is spliced from 9 exons. The coding region runs from base 105 to 1862 and encodes 585 amino acids. Gene Ontology annotation, molecular function: protein binding; RNA binding. The record is from RefSeq and is a predicted model, not a curated record.